UUGUAUGAAAAAACUUAAGUGACGCAGAACGCAAAGGUAUAGUCUGAGCAGGAAACGCACACAAUUUUCCACUCCGCUGGCACUUGUGUGUCGCGCUGAGCCUGGCUCUCAGCCACAUGUGUAUGAACAUUUGAACUACCAACGUUAUCUGGAUUGUCACUUGUUGGAAACGGAUUGGCUCGAUGGAAAGAUUGGUGGUGGCGACAUGGGCGGAGCUACGUCCCAUGUGACUCGGUCCUGUGUCGACGUCGGCUGUGGUCCGGCAAUCGAGGGGCACAGAGCAUCGAUCCUUCAUUCGAUCAACAGCAUCGCCAUGGCCGUCCUGAUACGACUGAGUCUCGGCAUUGGCGCCGUCCUGCUGGCAAUCGCCGGCAGUCAGGCCGGCCCAAGCAAGAGGGACCUCUCUCAGACUCGGAUGGACGUGACCAUCGACAACGCACCGUUCCUUACGGACGAGGUGGUCGACUCGUUUGAGAUGCUGCAUGUGCGCCAGUGCGAGCCAGAGGGCUUCGACUGGACCAAGGAAGGCCAUCAGGAGCUGAAGGAGAUUCUGGAAGGCUGCGAGAGCAAGGUCAAGGCCGGCGGACUCGGAAAUGACUGUGACGGUGUCGAGUUCAGCGCCCUGUACUUUUUGUGCAUUGCAAACAGCGUGGGCGAACUUGAUGCUGCCGGAACGUCGUUCGACCUCGACGCCUUCCAGGACAAGACCGAUGGCUACUCGGACGACCCCAAGUGGUCCAUCACCGAGGAGGACAUGUUUACCCACUGCAUCCGUAGGUCAACCGCCGAUCUUACGCCUCGCCAGCAGGCUGUCUACGCGUACGCCUGCAUGAAGUGGUGCUUCGCCGUCUCCUGCGACGAUACCCUGAUUGAAGAGCAGCGGCUGGAUAAUGAGGGAAGGCAGCGCAUUGUCUCUUUCCUCAAUGGACGCUGCCCGUUGAGCCCCACCGUUAUUGUGGACGCCUUCGGUCAGCUCACCAGCCGUACUUGGGCAGAGUGCACCGAUUCCGUGGCCUCCAUCAGCAACGAUUACGACGCGGCCGUCGGCAGGAUCAGUUGUCUGCUGCAGGACUUCCAGGCGGCGGACGGCACAGUCGACUUUGCCAGCCUGAGCAGCGCCAUCAACGGCAUCCCGGGAGAUAGCGACCUGGCGCCCACCCUCAGCUGGAACCUGUUGCUGGACGUCUGCGGACCGAGCGACGCGGCAGCCUCUGUCUCGACCGUGGAGUUCAUUGAAUGCUGGGCUGGCUAUGGCCUCUACUCGUGCGCCUUCAUGGAGGCCAACGCACUGGCACGCCACUUCCCAUCGACCUGCACUGUCACCCUCUAACUUGACCAGGGCUUAUGUCCUUCUGAAACUCUGAGAACGAUUUCAAAGACUCAGUAGACUGCUUGUUAUGCACUUUUUCUGUAUGUAAUAAACGUUCUAGCAAG
Messenger RNA from Amphibalanus amphitrite, 1434 nucleotides. RefSeq lists its product as uncharacterized. Bases 206 to 1330 code for a protein of 374 amino acids. Lineage: Eukaryota; Metazoa; Arthropoda; Thecostraca; Balanomorpha; Balanidae. The transcript is spliced from 3 exons. The record is from RefSeq and is a predicted model, not a curated record.